Anopheles funestus (African malaria mosquito) is the source of this 806-nucleotide messenger RNA. RefSeq names its product prefoldin subunit 3 (gene mgr). Lineage: Eukaryota; Metazoa; Arthropoda; Insecta; Diptera; Culicidae. The transcript has 2 exons. Gene Ontology annotation, biological process: microtubule-based process; protein folding; tubulin complex assembly. The record is from RefSeq and is a predicted model, not a curated record. Gene Ontology annotation, molecular function: tubulin binding. The coding region runs from base 159 to 731 and encodes 190 amino acids. Gene Ontology annotation, cellular component: prefoldin complex; cytoplasm.
UUCCCAAAAGAAGAGAAAUAAAAACUUUGACAUUUGUAGUUCGCCGAACCGCAACUUUUAUUACAAUUGUUGUGUGCUUUCUACAACUCUGCGGAUAAUUUAUUAUUCGCUGCUAGUAAUUUAAUACACAUCCCUACCCAACACACAGAAGCCGCAGCAUGGAAGAGAUCGAAUUACCAAAAUUAGAAACCGACCAAAAAUCAUAUGCUGGUAUCCCGGAGGCUGUGUUUGUGGACGAUGUGGAGCAGUACAUGAAAGAGUCCGGCAACGAAGAUAGCGUGGAAAAGGUGCUGAAAAACUUUGACGAGCAACACAGCAAGUAUCGGUUCAUGGAAUACAACAUGGUAUCGCGCAGAAGACGGCUGCGGCAGCAAAUUCCGGAUCUUACGAAAAACCUGGAAAUGAUCAAACACCUGCGCGAUCAAAGCGACGACCAGGAAACCCAGUUCUUACUCAGCGAUCAGGUGUUCGUGAAGACGAUCAUGCCGCCCACGAAAACGGUGUGCCUGUGGCUCGGUGCUAAUGUAAUGCUCGAAUACCCACUGGACGAGGCGGAGGAGCUGCUGCGCCAGAACAAGAAGUCGGCCGAGGUGAACCUGCGGUGUCUGGAACACGAUCAGGAAUUUCUGCGCGAUCAAAUCACCACGACUGAGGUGAACAUGGCACGGGUGCACAACUACGACGUGAAGAAGCGGCAAGCGUUGAAGGCAUCGGGAGAGGACAAAGCGUAAAAGAAUGAUCACGUGUGCAAAGUAUCACGGCGAAAAUAAAACUGCAUUUCCGAUACACCAUCGUUAUACAUUUUA